AUGAUUUUCAUAGGUGUUGCAGAGUACAUGGAUAGAUAUAGUCCAAACAUGAAGUAUACUGAUACAGACUAUCAUGUGUUUUCAGAUGCAGCUACUGCAGUAUAUAAAGGAGGCUCCCCAUUUGAAAGACACACUUAUAGAUAUACUCCUCUCGUAGCCUACAUAUGUCUUGUUAACAAUUACAUUCACCCAAUUUGUGCCAAAAUAAUCUGGUGCAUUUGCGACCUUCUCUUAGGCAAUUACAUGUUGAAGACUUUGGACAUUAUUAAUGAUAAAAAUAAGAAUCAAAACUUUUGGCUUGUAGCAUUUUUCGUGCUAAAUCCACAAACAAUAGCAUUAAGCACAAGAGGAUCAAAUGAUAACACGAUUUCCCUUUUCGUUUACAUUACCUUCUACUAUUUGCUUAAAAAGAGAUAUGUAAUGGCUGGGUUAUUCUAUGGGUUGAGUGUCCAUUUCAAAAUAUAUCCCAUCAUUUACUCAAUAGUCUUCUAUUUCUACAUAGAUUGCGAUGUUGAGCUCUUGAAAUAAGGCAAAAGAUGGGAAGCUAUUAAGAAGAACUUCUUUACAAAAAAUAGACUGAUAUUCACAUUCGUGUCUGCUUUUACUUUCAUAAGCUUGGUUUACUACUUCUACUUGCUCUAUGGCUAUGAAUUCUUAUACGAGGCUUAUCUUUAUCAUUUCGUUAGGAAGGAUAACAGACAUAACUUCUCGGUUUACUUCUAUAUGAUUUACCAAAUGUAUGAUGAACCCUCCAGUUCUCUACUUGCAAUUCUAUCUUUCAUUCCUUAAUGGGUACUGAUUAUUUAUGCAGGUUUACACUUCUACUUCGAUAUAUUCCUAGCUACAUUCAUCUAGACUUAUGUAUUUGUGAUCUUUAAUAAAGUAGUCACAGCUUAGUACUUCCUCUGGUACACUACAUUGGCCAUUUUGGUAUUACCAAGUAAUGAUUUAUUGAAAAAGCCUAUCAGAUUGGUAUUUUUACUUUUGAUAUUCUACUUAGCGCAAGCGCCAGUAGGUAUUUAUAGCUUCAAGCUUGAAUUCCUUGCUGAGAAUGUAUUCUCUGAGAUUUAAUGUUCUAACUACUUAUGGUUUGCAGUGAGCACAUUUAUCCUUUGCUAGUUCAUCAGUAAUCACAGACUUAGUAUAACAAAGCAGCUAUCAGAUGAAGAUCAAGCAAAGAUUAAGAUUAAGGAAGAAUGA
Molecule: messenger RNA, 1200 nt
Organism: Stylonychia lemnae
Lineage: Eukaryota; Ciliophora; Spirotrichea; Sporadotrichida; Oxytrichidae
Source: the annotation of a GenBank genome assembly